Molecule: messenger RNA, 462 nt
Organism: Paramecium tetraurelia
Lineage: Eukaryota; Ciliophora; Oligohymenophorea; Peniculida; Parameciidae
Exons: 3
Source: RefSeq, a predicted model, not a curated record
AUGUCUAAUUUGUAUGCAAAUGAGCAAUAAUCAUUAAGAGAACAGAUAUUCAAAAUUAAGGAUAAAUUGUUAUCUUUAUCUCAAAACUUAAACAACUACCAUGCAGACAACUCGGAAUCCAAUAGUACAGCACAUUUUAAAACUCAGGAAGAUGAGCAAUCUCCACAAUAGACGUAUCAUUAAAAUGAAGAAAAGUCAUUUUCACAAUUGAAUUUUAUUGAUAAAACUAAAUUAGUACCAUAAAAUCAAUGUCAUCAAUUCAAAAAACUAAAACCUCUUUUUAAUGUUCCAGAUAAGUCCUUAGGAAUCGACAAGAGUCCAUUCAAAAGAGUUAAUUCAACUGGAAGGCCCCCACAAAUCCUAAGAUAGAGUUCGAAAAGAGAAGCAAGCAUUUCCUAUAUAUCACCAUAGUAAAUGAACUUUUCUUAACGAAUAUCGCUCUCCCCUACAAAAAGACUCUGA